CCUACUAUUUGGGAUGUGGGUGAAGGAGGUCAUAGUUCUCACUGAGUGAGACUUGCCUGCUCCUCUAGCACCCGGUCCUCUCCUGUUCUCCAGCAUGGUGUGUCUGUGGUUCCCUGGAGGCUCCUGGAUGGCAGCUUUGACAGUGAUACUGAUGGUGCUGAGCCCUCCUCUGGCUUUGGCCAGGGACACCCAACCACGUUUCUUGGAGUAUGCUAAGCAUGAGUGCCAUUUCUCCAACGGCACCGAGCGGGUGCGAUUCCUAGACAGAUACUUCUUCAACCGGGAGGAGUACGUGCGCUUCGACAGCGACGUGGGGGAGUUCCGCGCGGUGACAGAGCUGGGGCGGCCGGACGCCCAGCACUGGAACGGGCAGAAGGACUUCCUGGAGCAGACGCGGGCCGAGGUGGACAGGUACUGCAGACACAACUACGGGGUUAUCGACAGCUUCGCGGUGCAGCGACGAGGUGAGCGCGGCGGGGCGGCCAGGCGCGUGUUUAAGAGCAGCGUGUGUCGUGAGAGGGUGGACAGUGUGAGUGUGGUCGGGGGCGCCCGCGAGGCCAGGGUGGGCCAGAGAAACUGCGUUCGGGGCGCGCAGGAGACAGUGUCCGGGGUGGGUGCGGGGGCGCAGCGGCAGCGCCUCACGUCGUCCCCGGUGGCCGCGGGGGCUGGAGAUGCCGGGAACG
Galeopterus variegatus (Sunda flying lemur) is the source of this 683-nucleotide messenger RNA. RefSeq names its product HLA class II histocompatibility antigen, DRB1-4 beta chain-like. The transcript has 3 exons. Gene Ontology annotation, biological process: immunoglobulin production involved in immunoglobulin-mediated immune response; positive regulation of T cell activation; antigen processing and presentation of exogenous peptide antigen via MHC class II. Gene Ontology annotation, molecular function: MHC class II protein complex binding. The record is from RefSeq and is a predicted model, not a curated record. Gene Ontology annotation, cellular component: lysosomal membrane; late endosome membrane; MHC class II protein complex. The annotation marks the transcript as partial. Lineage: Eukaryota; Metazoa; Chordata; Mammalia; Dermoptera; Cynocephalidae.